Molecule: messenger RNA, 2884 nt
Organism: Anolis carolinensis (green anole)
Lineage: Eukaryota; Metazoa; Chordata; Lepidosauria; Squamata; Anolidae
Product: zinc finger protein 154-like
Exons: 6
Coding region: 255-2129 (624 amino acids)
Biological process (GO): regulation of DNA-templated transcription
Source: RefSeq, a predicted model, not a curated record
GCGGAAACGGAAGCCGUUCAAAGAAGGGGCUCGGGUAGUUUCCCGCUGGAGGGGGAAAAAGUGGUACAACAUUGAAAAGGGCCGGUUGGAAACACCUCCCCCCAAAAAACCAAACAAGAAGGCAUGACAAAUCAAGGAAAGGACCUUGAAACAAAGAAGGCCCAAAAGAUAUAAGAAACCUGGCUUUUUAUUCCCCCCCCCCUCCUCUCUCCCCGAAGCGUGUCUUCUUCGGCGGUUUUCCUCUUCUCCUGGGAAUGUUCCCAAGAGAAGGUGAAAAAGCAUCUUGGAUCCAAUUUACAUCUUCGUCGACCACUAGUUCAAACAUGAAGAGACCCAAGUCACCUGGACCUGAAGCAGGUGGGGUCCGUGAGAGCAGUGGGGCGUCCCGGGGGGAAACUACACAGAAAUUCCUGAGUGUGGACCUUUAUAGCUCAGACAUGCAGCGCCAGUGCUUCAGACAGCUUUCCUACCAAGAGGGUGAGGUCCCCCGAGACGUUUGCAGUCGCCUCCAUGAACUCUGCCGCCAGUGGCUGAAGCCAGAGCAACACACCAAGGCUGAGAUGCUGGACCUGGUGAUCCUGGAGCAGUUCCUGAGCAUCCUGCCCCCAGAGAUGGGGAGCUGGGUCCGAGAGUGUGGGGCAGAGACUUGUUCCCAGGCGGUGGCCCUGGCAGAAGGCUUCCUCCUGAGUCGGGCAGAGGACAAGAAGCAGAAAGAACAGGAAGUUCAGUUAAUUCUCACUGCAUCAGACCCCACUCAGAGUCUCCAGGAGAAGAAGAUCAAGCAGGAGGGAAAUAAGGCUUUGUCUUUGCAGGGAGAUGGAAAGACACUGACAGCAAAUCCUCAGCUGUCUCUUCCUUUUGCUGCUGGAAUGGAAUCAACUGAGGAUCCUUUCACCUCUGAGGACGUGGCUGUCCAUUUCUCCCCGGCGGAGUGGGCUCUUCUUGAUCCUGAUCAGAGAAUCCUGCACACACAGAUCAUGGAGGAGACCCAUGGGAUUGUGGCCUUCCUUGCAGUUAACUGCCAGAGGACUAACGCCAAGCAUUUUGGGCACAAAGAGGAGCUUCCCAGACAUACAGAAAUCCACACAGAAGAGGAAAAUUCUGCCAUAGAGAGGCCUUUCAAAUUCAAUGAAGGAAUUGAAAAGCCACCUCUUGUGACUUACGAGAGACUCAACAUAGGAAAGAAAGUAUACAAAUGCCAGGAAUGUGGGAAGUGCUUUAGUCAGAGUUCAUCUCUUGUGAGCCACCAGAGAGUCCACACAGGGGAGAAACCAUACAACUGCCCAGAUUGUGGGAAAUGUUUUGCUCGCAGUUCACACUUGGCGCGACACGAAAAACUUCACACAGGAGAGAAGCCAUACCAAUGCCAGGAGUGUGGGAAAUGUUUUCCCCAAAAGAUGGCACUUUUGCUUCAUGAGACGCUCCAUGUUGGGAAAAACGAUUUAAAAAGUAAAACAUCAGGGAAAGGUGUUGAUUACAAAUUGUCAAAUCUGAGCCACCAAGAAAUCUUUGAAGGAAUUGAAGAGCCAUCUCUUGUGACAUACGAGAGACUCAACAUAGGAAAGAAAGUAUACAAAUGCCAGGAAUGUGGGAAGUGCUUUAGUCAGAGUUCAUCUCUUGUGAGCCACCAGAGAGUCCACACAGGGGAGAAACCAUACAAUUGCCCAGAUUGUGGGAAAUGUUUUGCUUGCAGUUCACAUUUGGUGAGGCACAAAAAACUUCACACAGGGGAGAAGCCAUACCAAUGCCAGGAGUGUGGGAAAUGUUUUCCUUCCAAGUCAUCACUUUUGAGACACCAGAGAAUCCACACAGGAGAGAAACCAUACAAAUGCCAGGAGUGCGGGAAAUGUUUUUCUCAAAAUUCAAGUUGUGUGAGCCAUCAGAGAAUCCACACAGGAGAGAAGCCAUACAAAUGCCAGGAGUGCGGGAAAUGUUUUGUUCGCAAUUCAUACCUUGUGAACCACCAGAGGCUGCACACAGGAGAGAGACCACGUAAAUGCCAAGGGUGUGGGAAAUGCUCAGAAUGCACAACUUCUAGGUCACUGCAGAACCCACACAGAAGAGAAAAUAGAGAAACACCAGCAGUGUGGAAAUGUUUUGAUCAGGAAUUGUACCUUGUGAGUGAAUAGAGAUUACACAUGGGUGAGAAAACAUGCACAUGUCAGGAGUGAGAAAAAUGUUUGUUCAGGGACAAUAUAUAGUUAAAUAUCAGGCUCCUGAGUAAAUUUCAAGUAUGUGGAACAUGUUUUUUUCUCAAAAGUCGUCUUUGUGAAACCGACUUCACACAAGAAACAAAUCAUUCAAAUAGCAAAAGUGUGGGAGGCACGAGAGACUCCACCCAGGAGAGAUGUAAGUCUUCUAAAGAAGACUGUUCCAUGUAGUCAAUAGUUCUUAGCAAGAGAACUUAUUGCCUCCAGAGAAGAUUACUAAGUAUUGGAGGAGAGUAUCAUAUGGCUUUGUUACAUGUCCUCAUGAAAGGAGGAGAAUGAAGAUUAUGGAGCAAUUGAAGAGAAUGAAAAAUGGGUGUUGGUAUGGAGUAUUCCAGUAAAGUUUAAAUUGUAAGAGAUGGAGCAAUUAUAUCCUUAUUCCUCAGGCAGCUUUGGGCUUACAUAGUAUGAGAAUCUGAGUUCAAGAGGCAGAUAUGUUUCAUGCACCCAUUUGUGUCUUCCAGUGUAAUGUGCAUUUUGAGUUAUUCCAAUUUCUUCUCUAUUUCAUUUUGAUGUUUUUUGCAUAUUUUUGUAGAAUGUACAAUGUUCUAUACUAGUAUUUGAAUUUCUAUAGGCUAAAUGAUAAUUUGAUAUGCCCCUGAACCGUGUAUACUAAGGAACUAUGUGUGUCUGUACAGAGCAAAAAUCAUAAUUUAUAAUAAAUACAAGCUUACCAA